Messenger RNA from Papaver somniferum (opium poppy), 1530 nucleotides. RefSeq lists its product as uncharacterized. Gene Ontology annotation, molecular function: nucleic acid binding. Bases 1 to 1530 code for a protein of 509 amino acids. The transcript has a single exon. The record is from RefSeq and is a predicted model, not a curated record. Lineage: Eukaryota; Viridiplantae; Streptophyta; Magnoliopsida; Ranunculales; Papaveraceae.
AUGGAUACUUCCAUGGAAAAUACUCAAGCUUACCUUUCUUUAUCAAAUUCUGAUGUUGAAGAAACGAGUGAUGAAGAAGUAGCAUCCAAUACUAGUGAUGAAGAGGCAGUACCAAGAUAUGACGGCAUGGUUCUUAAUAAUCCAAUAAUAAGAGCAUCAAGAGAAUUCAAAAAUGAUGAACGUUUAGGUAUCUAUCAAUAUCUGUUAACCCAUAGCAAUAAUGGAAGAGUUAAAAGAGGUUCCAUACCAAGAGUUGCUGGUAUAUUCAAGAUGUCUGUUUCAACUGUUUCUCGUAUUUGGAAUCGAUCAAAAGAAAAUCAUAACUCAAACAUGCCUGCUGAUGUAUCUUCUAGGAAGCCAACAAGAGUUGGUCGCAAACGUGUGGAAAUCGAUAGAGACAGGGUACUGGCAGUUCCAUUGAAUCGCCGUACUUGUAUUCGCACAUUAGCGGCAGAGAUAGAGAUGUCAACAACAACAUUGCAUAGGAGGAUAAAAGAAGGCAAAGUCAAGCCACACACAAGUGCAGUAAGACCAGCUUUGAAUGACGAUGGAAAAAUAAAGAGGUUAAACUAUUGUAUUGACAUGCUUGAUACAAGUACUUUUAAUUCUAAACCAAUGUUUAAGGAUAUGUUCGAUUAUGUACAUAUUGAUGAAAAGUGGUUUAACAUGACAAAAAUAUCGCAGAGAUAUUAUCUUCUUCCCGAUGAACCCAAACCUCAUCGUGAGUGUCAAAACAAGAGAUUUUUUCCUAAGAUUAUGUUUACAGCUGCAGUUGCACGUCCGCAAUAUGAUUCCUCAGGGAAUCUAAUUUUUGAUGGAAAAAUUGGCAUAUGGGCAAUGGUUAAAAAAGUGCCGGCAGCAAGAAACAGUAAGAAUAGGAAAGCCGGUACACUUGAAACCAAACCGAUUGAUCCAGUUGAUAAAAAGGUUUCAAUGGAGUUUUUAAUCGACAAAGUCCUACCGGAAAUUCGUGUUAAAUGGCCUACCGGGAAUACACGUACCAUUUAUAUUCAACAAGAUAACGCGAAGCCUCAUAUUUCGAAGGAUGACGAAAAAUUUAAGAAUGCGGCAUCAAUCGACGGGUUCGAUAUUCAACUGAAGAAUCAACCUCCAAAUAGUCCAGAUAUGAACACUUUGGACCUCGGCUACUUCAAUACACUUCAGAGUAUACAACAUCGUCAGAGAAUGAAUAACAUUGAUGAGCUUAUUGUCGCGGUAGAAAAGGCUUACAACGAUAUGGAACCACGCAUUAUCAAUAAGGUCUUCUUGACCCACCAAUUAUGCAUGUUGGAGGUUAUGAAAGCUCGUGGAGAAAUCCGUUUUGUUUUGCCGCACAUCGGGAAGGACAAGUUAGAGCGUGAAGGUAAUCUUCCAAUGAGAAUUGAAGCGGAUAGUGCUUUGCUUCACGACGUAUUGGUGGAACUUAACAGGAUGCCUGAAUUCUGGUCCACUCUUGAACGAAACAUGGUGGGCUCAAGUUUGGAAUCCAGAAGUGAAAAUAUUAAUGAAAAUCUUAAUCCAGAAGUAUGA